AUGUCUGCCCCAAACGUUGACAAGCCAAAUGAAGGCAUCGUCGGCCAGAUUGGUAACUCUCUCAAGAACGCCGGAAACUACGUCGCUGAGACCGUUCAAGGCAAGACUGCCGAAGCUUCCAAGGAGGCCAACAAGGAACAAGCCAAGGGCAACGUUGCCGGAAAGGACUCCCUCACUGACCGUGCCUCUGGUGCUUUCGGAGCUGCUUCCGAUAAGCUCGAUCAAACCAAGCAUGAUGCCUCGGCUCGUGCUAAUAAAGAGGGCAUAUAA
This is a messenger RNA of Orbilia oligospora ATCC 24927, 270 nucleotides long. RefSeq lists its product as uncharacterized. The record is from RefSeq and is a predicted model, not a curated record. The transcript is spliced from 2 exons. NCBI's taxonomy places the organism in Eukaryota, Fungi, Ascomycota, Orbiliomycetes, Orbiliales, Orbiliaceae. The coding region runs from base 1 to 270 and encodes 89 amino acids.